ACUACGACUCAGUUGCUCACGAGCAUUCGCCAGAGUACUUACCCGCAAUCAUGGCUGCCCGUUCCGAAAAUACCGCGAGUGUUGUGCUCGCGUCCUCCCGUAUGGUGCUCCUCGUGUUAGCCGCCGUUCUAGUCCUAGCGAACGCCAACCAGAGCCAGCCGGGUCUCAAGGUCGAGAAGCUCUACGUGCCCGAGGUCUGCGACGCCAAGUCCAAGAUCGGCGACCAGCUGACGAUGCACUACACCGGCACGCUGCUCGACGGCACCAAGUUCGACUCAAGUUUGGACAGAGAUCAGCCGUUCACAUUCCAGCUGGGAGUUGGCCAAGUUAUUAAAGGCUGGGACCAGGGUUUGGUUGAUAUGUGCGUGGGCGAAAAGAGGAAGUUGACCAUACCACCGGAACUCGGAUACGGAGAGAAGGGAGCCGGAAACGUAAUUCCAGGAGGUGCAACGUUGUUGUUCGAGGUUGAACUGAUCAACAUCAGCGACACUCCGCCGUCGGCCAACGUGUUCAAGGAGAUAGACAGCGACCGCGACAACCAAUUGUCCCGCGAGGAGGUGAGAGCAAUGGUGAGCGAGUACCUGAGGAAGCAGAUGAUCGAGGCGGACCAGGGUAGCGCGGGCGACAACGACCAAGUGAAGAAGAUCCUGGCGGACCACGACAAGCUGGUCGAGGAGAUCUUCCAGCACGAGGACAAGGACAAGAACGGUUUCAUCUCGCACGACGAGUUUACCGGGCCGAAGCACGACGAGCUCUGAAGUCAUCGUGCCGCGUCGCCGCGUCUCCGAGCACCGCGUCGCCCGCGCCCACGCCCGCGCCCGCACCGCCGUCGGCGUUGUGUCUCGUGCCACCACGUGUUCACCAACCCGCGGAAUCGCUUGGUCGAGUCCCAUCCGGCCCGUGUCUACCACUGAAGAACAGGAACCAUGGUGUGUGCCGAUCGAUCCGCGCUCGUCCGCGGGUCCUCUCGACCGUCGACCGCUCGUCCGCCCGCCUCGAGGCCCUUCGACGCGUCCGCUUCGCGCGAGCUGCCAACGGAGGAGCGACCAAGGGUCGCGGACGGACCUCCCCCUCGCCGGGAAUUUGAUCUCGCGACGCUGCUCGGACACUGCCUGGGCCUUGACCGGGACGAAUGAGUGCGUCGCAAAGUGUCCGGAAGCUUCGUCCUCGCCUGGAAGCCGUCUUCCUCUCGCCGGGAGCUCGGCGCGUCGCCCUCGGGGGCCUAGGAGGACCUGGAAGGACCUAGAAGGACCUAAAAGGACCUAAGAGGACCUAGGACCAGGCGCCAUCGCAGACAGGCAGAGCCGUCGCGUUCUUCCAUUGCCGAGGGUGCUGGCUGCGAGGCGACCCGAAGAGGAGAAAUUCCCGGUCGAGGGGCAAAAUGUCACGCGUGAAGGCGGAAUCGACUUGUCGAGGAUCGAUCGCGCGAUCGAUCCGCGCGGGUGGUUCUCGGGUCUGUGGUUUCCGGCCGCGGAAGCGUUUCCUCCGAAGCUCGGGCGGGACAUUGGUGGGACAGCGCGCGACGAGCCGAGCGAUCGAGAUCCUGGCGCGAAGCGAGGCACUUCUACGCCUAUCAUAAUUAUAACAAAUAUAUAGAUAGAAAGAGACAAUGGGAGAGAAUUUAUGAGAGGAGCUGAGAGAAAGGGUGGGAGAGAAAGAGGAACCGAGAGAAAGAGUGGUUUUUCUACACGACUAUAGAGGUUAGCAUUAAUUAAGCGCAUCGGCGUAACGGUGCUAAAUGAAUCACACGCGAAACGAUUAUUGUCCCCUCUCUCGAAAGCUUUCCGAUCGUUCAAUACCCCCGUCCCCUUGUCACCCGCCCUCCCCCGCCUCUGCCUCGAUACCCUCCCCCUUCUCGACCCCUCCCGUCACUGUACACAAGCCUGACACAUCCCUUAACCGCGAUCAUCGGACCGUUCCGUUCCCUGUUCCCAUUUUUUAUCCGAGAUCACCGGCGUUAUUACUCGGCCACGAAGAUAUCGCGCGCGGAAGACGUACGUGCACGUCGGGACUGGAGGUCCGCGAGCCAGGAAGGUGCAAAAGCCGGAUGCAAACGCGUGGCGGAGAUGAACGGCGGUCGCAUAAAUUGUACACGACGCUAUCUUUUUUCUCCAACGAUCGUCGCGCUAUCAUUAUUACACUUUUAACUGAUACGUUUUUAUUACUACAUUAUAUUGUAUGUUGUUAAAGUUGGACGAAGGUUAAUAAUAAAUCGUGUGUCUCGAGCACAGUUUGUUAUA
Molecule: messenger RNA, 2240 nt
Organism: Megalopta genalis
Lineage: Eukaryota; Metazoa; Arthropoda; Insecta; Hymenoptera; Halictidae
Gene: Fkbp14
Product: peptidyl-prolyl cis-trans isomerase Fkb14
Molecular function (GO): calcium ion binding; peptidyl-prolyl cis-trans isomerase activity
Source: RefSeq, a predicted model, not a curated record